Messenger RNA from Kazachstania africana CBS 2517, 561 nucleotides. It is a transcript of the gene LDB7, whose product is annotated as Ldb7p. The record is from RefSeq and is a predicted model, not a curated record. The transcript has a single exon. NCBI's taxonomy places the organism in Eukaryota, Fungi, Ascomycota, Saccharomycetes, Saccharomycetales, Saccharomycetaceae. Bases 1 to 561 code for a protein of 186 amino acids. Gene Ontology annotation, cellular component: RSC-type complex. Gene Ontology annotation, biological process: chromatin remodeling.
AUGGCAGCUCUAGUGGAAAAUGGUAAAGAUUAUUACGAUAUAUUGGCUGGAUUAUCAGCAUUUGAAAGAUCGCACGAAGUGAGUUUUACACUAGAAGAAUUGAAAGAAUUAGUAAAACCAAAGAAAGACGAUGAGAAGAAGAAGUUACAGGAAGGUUCUAAGAAGUCAAGCAAGAGAAUUACUGUGCACGGGUACCUGGGCGGAAAAGUGGACUUGACGGAAGCCUCAAAUGCAAAUUACGAUCUAAGCCAUACUUUGCUGGGUGGUUACGUGCCCAAGAAACAAUUAGAAUCUCUCUCCAGUAUUGACUUUGCGCACUAUUUUCACAAGUCCCUGGACUGUGAAGAUGCUUUGAAGAUCUACGAUCUCUUCAUAUCGUCCUACAACGGGAACAGAAUCAACAAAAUGGGAUCCACCGGAUUAGCAAACGGUAGUUUGUCGAGAUUGAGCACAGAUGGCAAACCACUAAGAAAAGUACUCGUAUGCAAGAAAUGCCACUCAAAAUUCUACGGUAUAAAUAGAAUGAAACAAUUGAAGAAGCACGAUUGUAAGCAAAACUGA